AUGAGGAAUUUUCUGCUUCUUGUGAAUAUUCUGGCACUCACCUUGCCUUUUUUGGCUGCAGAGGUGCAAAACCAGGAACAACUAUGCCGUGAAAAGAAUGAACAAGUGUUUGAUCGGAAGAGAGUCCUUCCCAGCCCAGUUCAUUAUGUGUUGAGCAGCAAAGCUCAUUACGACCCCAGUUACUACCAGUACAGACCAAUGGUAGCAGUGAGCCCCUAUGUGCCUUACCAGUACUUUGUGAGGCUGCUGGUGCUUAGGCCCCCUGUCCAGCUCUCCAACUGGCAGGUCCUUCCAAACAUCCCCCAGCCUGCUGGGGUACCUCGCCCCAACCCACGCCCAUCAUUCCUUGCCAUCCCUACAAACGCGGAUCCGAACGCCAGCGCCAUCCCCAGCGCCAACGCCGCCCUCGCUGCCGCUCCCGUCCAGCCCACGCCCGUUCCCGCCGCCGAGCCCGUGGUGAGCACAGUGGCCAAUCCAGAAGUUUCUACGGUGGCUUCCACCGCUACUGAGACUGCCACAGUCCCAGUCACUUCGCCUGUGCCGGAAAAACACUAGGGAAGCUUCAAAGAAGAAAACAGGCCUCGCUGAGACCACAGGACCACACAGACUGUCCUUCAGCCACUCGUCUUCAGAGAAAGUGUGAUGGUCACAGAUUCUGUUCCUUUCCUUUCUCCCCUUACAUUUUAGACUCAUG
Molecule: messenger RNA, 694 nt
Organism: Jaculus jaculus (lesser Egyptian jerboa)
Lineage: Eukaryota; Metazoa; Chordata; Mammalia; Rodentia; Dipodidae
Gene: Csn3
Product: casein kappa
Exons: 5
Coding region: 1-555 (184 amino acids)
Biological process (GO): protein stabilization; lactation
Cellular component (GO): extracellular region
Source: RefSeq, a predicted model, not a curated record